UCGAGGCUGGGGGUGGUGCCUGGAUGAUGCCCCGAUGAAGGCCAGGUUGUCUCUUACCUCAGUGCUUCCUGGCGUUCUGUACACCGCAGUUCAUCAGUGUCGCCUGCAGUAUGGAUCCGGGUCUCGUCUCUGUGAUGACGUGGAUAAUGUAUGCAGCACUCUGUGGUGCACUGUCGGAACAACCUGCCACUCAAAGCUGGAUGGCGCCGUUGAUGGAACAAGCUGUGGGGAGGACAAGUGGUGCAUCAAUGGAGAGUGUGUACCAUCAGGACAUAAGCCAGAGAGUGUACAUGGCGGCUGGGCUUCCUGGAGUGAGUGGUCAGCUUGUACCAGGACCUGUGGUGCUGGAAUCCAGAGUGCAGAAAGAGAAUGCGAUAACCCUGUUCCAAAACACAGAGGAAAGUAUUGUCUGGGAGUACGCAGGAAGUACAAGAUCUGUAACACCAGGCCAUGUCAACCUGAUAAGCCUUCCUUCAGAGACAUUCAGUGUACUCACUUCAACACUCUGCCAUAUAAGGGCAAGUUUUACAAGUGGCAUGCAGUUAUCAACAAAGCGAACCCAUGUGAACUUCACUGCCGUCCUUACAACGAAAAUUUCUCUGAGAAAAUGCGGGACGUCGUCGUCGAUGGGACCCCUUGUUACGAAGACAACAAAAGUAGAGAUAUGUGCAUCAAUGGGAUUUGUCAGAAUAUCGGCUGCGAUUAUGUGAUUAACUCCAACUCUGUCGAGGAUCGCUGUGGAGUCUGCAAUGGUAACGGCUCCACCUGCACAACUGUCAGGAGAACAUUUAAAAAGAGCGAAGGAAUAGGCUAUGUAGAUGUCGGCCUGAUCCCAGAGGGAGCCUGGGAUAUCCUGAUUGAGGAGGUGGCUGAAGCUGGGAACUUCCUGGCGCUGCGAAGUGACAACCCCAGCAGGUAUUUUUUAAAUGGAGGCUGGACCAUCCAGUGGAAUGGAGAAUACAAGGCAGCAGGAGCAGUAUUCACUUAUGAGAGGACGGGACAACUGGAAAAUCUGACAUCGCCUGGGCCCACGAUGGAGCCACUGUGGAUUCAGCUUCUCUUUCAGGAAACCAAUCCAGGUGUGCGAUAUGAGUACACAGUCAGUCAAAAUUCUUCCAAAGAUGACGACAGCUUUGGGUACACUUACUUCUGGAAAUAUGGAUCAUGGACUGAAUGCAGCGUUACUUGUGGGAGAGGUGUACAGAGGCAGAUAGUUUACUGUGUGGAAAAGACUACUGGGAUUGCUGAGGAGCAUUUCUGCGACCCCUCAACUCGACCUGAUGACAACCAAACCAGCUGUUACCGGGAUCCUUGUCCAGCAAUAUGGUGGGUUGGAGAAUGGCAUAAGUGCUCAGCAAGCUGUGGUAGCCUGGGUCAGGCUAUAAGGACAGUCCUUUGCAUCCAAGCUGUGAGCGCAGAAGAACAGAAAGCUUUGGAUCCAAGUGACUGCAACCAUAUCCCCAGGCCUGAGUCUGUAUCCGUCUGCAACAUACACAUCCCCUGCCCUGCAGACUGGAGCACUGGAAGCUGGUCAAAGUGUUCAGUAACUUGUGGUCCUGGAACGCAUCACCGCAAUGUAACCUGCUCCAGGAACACCGGGGUAGAUUGUGACCCUCAAAACAAACCGUCGGCGGUCACAAGCUGCCAGGUUCGGGACUGUCCCUCGGUUUUGGAUAAUUUUGGAGGCAUCGAAUGGUCUGGCAGUGGUUGGAUGAGCAAUGAGGUGUUCAAUGAAAUAAAUAUCCUUUCUGAAGCCAAACCUCCCCCCAAAUAUGGCACCAACAGAGGUCAGCCGAGGAGUCAGAAAGACCACAAUUACGUUGUUGAGGGAGAUUUCCUCUACAACAAUAACAUUGAAAAUAACCAGAAUUCCAUUGAAGAUAAUGAACCUUCUCGUGAAACCAGCGUUCACAUCGACGAUUUCUACUAUGAUUACAACUUUAUCGACUUUCAUGAGGACUUAUUUAAUGAACUUGGGAUAUUUGAGGAGGAAUCGGAGGACAGUCACAGUUUAAACUCUCCGCAAGAAGCAAAGCCAACCCAGUUUAUAAAAGAAGAGGGUUUGACAGAAACUCCACAGGUUCCCAUUACUACUUCACCUCCUAGGUUGAUUACAGACCUCCACCCUUUGCAAACUGAAGAGCCAGAAAGCAUAGAAAUAAAUGUCAAAAAGGUUCACUCUGAGCAAGAAUCUCAAGAUGAAAUAAAUGACUUUCUGUAUGAAGAUCACCUUCUCCCAGUAUCUGCCACCAGACCAUCUCCACUGUCCACAACCCCAGAUUCACAAACUGUACAAAAAGGUAAAAGUCUGAUGCCUGAAGUUAUCAGCACAAAGCAGAGUCUGGUUGUCAUCACAAAGUGGCCUGUAGAGGAUGAAACACGGGGUCAUUCUGGAGAGCAGAUGGAAUAUAACUACAGCGAUUCCAGUGAGGAGGAAAAUCACUUUUACCGUCUCACUGUGCCUCCGACACACACUGCUCCUGCUGCCAGAACUAUAACCACUGAUGUUACCUCAAAAUUAAAUGCUCGAAAGGUUGUUACAGCAUAUAUAUCUUCAGAUGAAGAUGUGGAAAGUUCAGAACCUUUAGGCGCUCCGUCUCUAGAGAAGGGAAGUCAGGCUGUGACUGAUCUUGACAGUAAUGUUUCAGAAAUACCUCAAACAACCAGUCAGUACUCAGACAUUCCAGGUGCUUUCACGGAGGAGGAUUGGGAUCUGAAUCAGAAUCGUUUUGCUAAGGGUGACGGUAACCUCUGGGAUUCAAAACUUGAGCUCAGCACAUCAUCACCUCUUUUCUCGGAGAAACCCUCACCUCCUCCUAUUCCCCUCCUUCUAAUCUCAGGUAAACAAGACAUGUCUGACUCUAUAUUUUCAACUGAAACAGAUGUCAGAUUGGAUAAAAUCUUCCAGGGAGCUACAAGCACCCCUCCAGAUGGAAAACAGAUACCUUCAUACGCUGAGAAAACUGGAACAGACGGAGCAUUCCAGCCUACUUCAUUUUAUUUGUCUGAUUUUCAUUACAAUGAUAUAUUAAUUCCCUCUGUGGUGCAGAGCAGCGAUAACAGUCAUUCAGGAGCUAAACACCAAUCUAUACCCACAUCAAUCAUUCCUAAACUUAGCUCAGCUCCAGCACAGCAGGUAAAAUCAACGACACCAAGUGCUCUAAUUCUCCCAACUUCAGCUCCACUUCUACAUUCAGUCCAAACUUCAGCCUCCACACUGGUCAAUAGUGCAGCCUUCUGGAUUACUGGUAACUGGAGCUCUUGCUCCACUAGCUGCGGUCUGGGUGCUAUAUGGAGGACUCUGAUUUGCAGCACUGGCUCAGAAUCAGACUGUGAUCAAACCAAGAGGCCUGCACCUGCCAGACAGUGUUACCUGAGGCCUUGCUCCUCGUGGAAGGUUGGGGAAUGGAGUAAGUGCUCCAAAAACUGUGAAGGUGGAAUUAAAUUGAGAGAGGUUCAGUGUUUUGACCUGAGAGAUCAAAGACCUCUUCGACCUUUCCACUGCCGGGCCAUGUCCAGCAGGCCAUUAGCACAAAUGCCAUGCAAUGUACGGACAUGUCUUGACUGGUACACGUCCUCCUGGGGCCAGUGCUCUGAGGUGUGCGGAGGUGGUGAGCAGCAGCGCAUAGUCACCUGUCCAGAGGAUGAUCGAUGCGACCGAGACCUUCAGCCAAGCGCUAUUCAAUCCUGCAACAUCCAGCCUUGUGCUCAGUGGCUUACUGGAUCAUGGGGACAGUGUUCAGCUUCUUGCGGAGGAGGACUGCAGCAUCGGCUCAUCAAAUGUGUCAACACAAAGGCAGAGGAUUCAGAAGAAUUGGAUCAAGAUCAGUGUGACAACAAGCUAAAACCAAACAACAACCAAAAGUGUAACAUGCAGGAUUGCAAAACUGCUCCCUCAGAAGCAGUUUGUGUUCGGGACUGGCUGACGUCUCGUUUCUGCCUGACUCUCCGCUCCCUCGGCCGCUGCCGCCUGCCAAACAUGCAAAUCCAGUGUUGCAAGACGUGCAGUCAGCGUGGCAGCAUCAGCAGGGUGUUUCGCCACUGAGGUCCCAAUAUCUCCUGGGCUGCAUCCAUGGGGUAAAAAAACAACAGGUCAUUACAGGGAGUCAACCACUGGGGAGCUCUACUGAACAACAGAUAAAUGAACAGGCACUGAGACACGUGCAGCACAAUAGGCUGAUGUGCAGUACUGAAAGCAACAAACCAAGAAUGUAAACAUUUGUUUGUCCUUUUUAUGUAAGACAAUUUGACGACGUCCGUUUGGCAGAAUUAAGUGUUUUUACAUAAGAUGAGAUCCUUCCAGUGUACCCAGCUAUAAUGCAUUAAUACACAUAUAGAUAAACUGCAAAUUAAUCUUUUAAGUUGUAAUUUUAUUUUUUUUUAGUUUAAUGGUGGCUGCGGAAUCCUACAAUGUACAGAUCAGUGGUUUUCCGUAUGUGGUACAGGUGCUGGGGAAGCAAAACAUAUGGUGCAUAGCUGAUACCAGAGACACUAUUUCACUAAGUCCUAUGCUUUUGGCAUCUUUAUUUCUUUUUGCUAUUAUGGUAGCUUUUGGU
Molecule: messenger RNA, 4556 nt
Organism: Cyprinodon tularosa
Lineage: Eukaryota; Metazoa; Chordata; Actinopteri; Cyprinodontiformes; Cyprinodontidae
Product: A disintegrin and metalloproteinase with thrombospondin motifs 7
Exons: 16
Biological process (GO): extracellular matrix organization
Cellular component (GO): extracellular matrix
Molecular function (GO): metalloendopeptidase activity
Source: RefSeq, a predicted model, not a curated record